CCAACAAGAAGCUAGAACAGAGCUUUAUCCCCUUUAGCUAAAGCUUAACGGUUGACAACUAACGGCGAGCUCUGAAACGUUACUGCGGUCAGCUUUAGCUGCUAAUGCUGCACCGAUCGUAACUGAUCGUAAUUCGCUUCACUUCUAAUCGUAUUCCACCAGACCUCGAGAGUGGUGUUACGGUUUAACAGGCGACCCUGUUAACUGACGACUUUUCACGUAUAGCUGUUUUCGCUAAUGCCGCUUGGUUUCAUUUAGUAGCCUAAAUGAAGUGUCAACCGCUCCCAUAUACCUAAUAGAAUCUACGAUACAAAUCAAACAAUGUGAUGUUCACGAGGGCAGCUAGCGGUACGUGUUAUGUUCCUAUAUUCAACUGCUGUCUGUAACUACGGCCACAGCGGUUGGUUCAACGUCGCCAGUUAACACGGUCGCCUCUUAAACCGUAACACCAGCAACACCAGAUCCAUUCCUGUGACUUCAACAGGCUGUGCUGCUAAGAGAAGGUAGCGCGACAUGUAUCACAAGGAGAAAAGCAUCCAGAUCAAGAACAGCGCCUCGGCGCUGUACAACAACCUGGGCGCGCUGCGCAUCGCCCCGCGGCGCCUCACCUACUUUACGGUGGUCCACGCUAACGUGGUCAACAUGGUGAGCGCCUCCUGGGACGGACUCAACUACUCCCACCGCCAGCUGCAGUCCAAGGAGCCCAAUGUCGCCACGAGCACGUCUCUCAUCAUGCAGGCAGCUUUUUGCUCUCUGCCCUCUCGUGAUCUGCUGGUUGUGACCUCUCAGAAAGGCAUCCAGAUGUAUGAGUCUGAUGGCUCCAUCAUGGUGUACUGGCAUGCCCUCGACAUUCCAGAAACAACAACAGCUCAAGCCGUGUUUGCUCGAGGAAUAGCAGCAGUGUGCGAGAGUUUUAUAUGUGUGGGCAUUUCAACUGGUGCAAUUCUAGUAUUUGAUGUUCCCAGUAAAGGCAGUAAUAUUACCUUGUCGGAUGUCCUGGAGGGGCACAAGGAGUCCAUCACUGACAUGGCCUCAGAAUGCUGUGGCGGCGAGGUGUGCAUAGCUGAUCUGGUCAGUGCAGAUGAUGGGGGCAACCUUUGUGUGUGGAAGUCUGGGGAGGAAUUUAAGUUACUCAACCAUAUCCCUGGCUUUGAUAUUAGCUGCUCAUCGGUGAAGUUGUGGAAAGGUACAGUGGUGGCCGGUUACGGCACAGGCCAGAUCCGUCUCUAUGAGGCGGUGACGGGAAUCCUGCAUGCUGAGGUCAACGCCCAUGCUCGCUGGAUAUACUCGCUGGACAUUGCUCCCUCUUCUGGGCUGCUGCUGUCUGCUGCUGAGGACUCCCUGGUCAGGGUGUGGCAACUGAUAAUGACCCCAGAGAGCCAAAGCGUGGAGAUUGCCCAUUUGCUCAAUGAGUGUGUGACGGACACGCAAAUCUGUGGCGCCAAGUUCUGUGACGCCAAUGGUUAUGCCUUUGCAGUGACAGGAUAUGACCUUUGUGAGAUUAUUCGUUACGCACAGUCAUAACACCACGUAUGUGAAUGUGCAUUUAAUGUAUUGGAGUGUUUCUGAAAAGACAGCAUGAUGCAGGGAGGAGAGUCAAAAGGGCCGUGAAAGGCCCAUGUUGAGAUUCUGCAAGGAAAGGGGUCUUUUUUAGAGAGAAGCAUUGUUUACGUAUCAACAAGGCUGGAAGGAGAUGGCAUAUAACAACAUUAUUAAAAAGUUUUUAAAAAUACAUAUACAUGUUUAUGUGUCUAUAAAAGUAGCUUUAACAAGUUAUAGAUUAUUCUAUUAUUCCUUCUGACAUAAUUAUUGUUACAAGCAGCUGUAUCAGUAAAGUUUGUCAACAAAGCAGCUACGUCUUGGUCGUAAAUUUGCACUUCACAAAUGCACCAACAGAUGGGGUUAUGGGUCAACUAUUUUGAGCAGGGCAAUGAGAGUAUAGUAUACUAUACUAUAACAGAUUUCACUAAAUGACAGAGAGGGGUUGCCUCAAAGGUUCAAGGCUGGAGGCUGAUUAUUCGAGAAACUCCACAUCGCGGUUGGCUACUGUGUGCCGAACACAAGACACAGACCAGGGAGUUCAUAAACAUUAUGUGUUCAUUGUGUUGGCUAAUUACUCAGAUAAGAUAAGUAAAAUCAAUAUAUGAUGUAGAUAAGAGGUAUAUCAUUAAUACAACUGAAAUGAUAGAAUAGAUAAAUGAAAAAAGAGCAAUAUAUGUAGAAGAGCAUAUAGGGACAAAGAGGGCAAGGUAAAGUGACAUGGUGUUAUGUAAUCGCAGCAGUCAGCAGGAUGGCCUCAUAUGCAUCGUCUCUUGUUCAGUCAUGUCUGCGAUCUAUAGCAUGUGACAGACUUCAAUGGAUAAUUAUAUUUGUACUUUUAUGUAUUUGUUGUUUUAUUAUUAUUUUCUUUACAGUCCAAGACAUCUAUAUCUGAAGCAAGAGUGUUUUUUUCCAACUGUGUCUGUGAUGCAUUCGUCACCCUUGCUUUCUGGUUACGCCUUAGGAAAGAGGUUUUAAACAAAAUUAAAAUAACUUGAAGAACUAGAAAGGCCUUCAUUGAAAACAAGUACAACCUACUCACCACCAUUAUCCUUGUUCUUCGUUUUUGUGCAAGAGCAACAUACAAUAGAGACAUUUUAUUUCCGGGUCUGUUGAGACGGGCUGCAUACAGUAUGCCUUCACUGGAAAUCAAAUCUUGCCAACUCAGUUGUAAAAACUGGUCUUGUUUAUCACAGGUCAUGUGAGUGUUUCUCGUUUUAAGGCAACCAGGUAUUGGAAUCCAACCCAUCUUAUGAUGACAGGAGAAUCAGGUCAGCAAGGAAUUGUGUGCUAUUUGUCAGUUUAGGGCUAAGCGUGUAUUAAAUCCCUGAGUUCUAAUCUUUUCUGGUUUGCAGGUAACACUGGUCACAUAACAUCAACUGACAAGACUGUUUUGAACCCACACACAAGGCAGGUUAUGUAACUCAAAUUUGGUAGGUACCAGAUGAUAGCCAUGUCAAUGCCGCUGGUCUCGUCAAUUGUCCAUCAUAAACAUGCACGGACAUAGUCUUCAUGAAAUCAAUAAUUUUCAGUAUGUCUUAUUGUGUCAUGUCUCCCAGCUGCCUAGGGUUGGGGGGGGGGGAUAUAGCUAACUAUCCCGGCUGGAGAGGGUCAGUGGAGGUCUAGACUAUCAAUAUGAGGUCCCAAAUGACAGGGACACUGAGAUUACAUAACUAACUGGAACAGUAAUGAAGGAGGAAAAGGUUGGUCAAAAGUGAUACAUGAAAUAAGUAAAGGAUUGGAAGAGCAGAGGAAUUACAGAGCAGAGUACAAGAGGCUGUUAAAGCAAGGGCCGAGAGUAGAGAAAGGGAAUAAAACAUCGCUUUACACAGAAAGACAUGGAGACAAACAACAGCAGUAAUUUAGACCUUGUUACUACCUAAGUCAAUAGUUCUGUGCGACGCUCUGGUCCCGCACACAGCCGCGGGGCCGCUCAUGCUGUGGACUGCUCCAAUAGUCGGCUCUUAGGUGUUACACACAGCUGAGCACAUAAAGUUGGGGAGUACAGACCUUAAAUAAACUGUUCAGACAUGAAUCUAUUUUGGCUGUGUAAGUGUGCAAGUGUGUACAUGCUUGUGCGUCAAGACAUAAUGGUGGUUGAGCAACAUUCAUUAUCCUAUUCCCCACAAUGGAAAUAUUUUAUUAAUGAGAGUGACGUGAGACCUUCAAUGAAAAGCCCCGAGUCAUGUCACGUUUCACUUUAAUAUCUCAGAUAAACACACGCUCGCUGAGAAGUCAUAAUGGCUUGAUUAAGGCACUGGCCUUUUGUCAAAGUCUUACAUUUUUACUAAUUAAAGCAGAUUAGCCAACAAGACACAUUGGUUCAGAGGAAAGCUGUACGUGGGUACCGACGAAGCCCAGAUCGUCAAACACCCUUCCACAAGACAGGUUCAUCCAUCAGGACCAGUUUUGACCAUAUGUGUUGGUGGGUGUGGCAGGUUUCUGUAGGUGUGCUUGUACACCCCAACAUGAACAUAUUUCAGGUUGUUUUUUGAAUGUUUAAUCAUUAUUCUGGUGGAGGAAGAGCAAUUCAUCCAAUGCCCAUCCAGCCUUGUGGCAGCUGCCUGGGCCUGUGUUGCUAAACCUACUGGGAUGGAGCCUCACCACGGGGGAUGAAGAGCCUAAAGCCCCUCCAGCCUGCUGCCACAGACAGACUAUAGCUCUCUGACGAGGCAACCAGGAAACCAGCUCCUGGAGACAUGCUGUAUAAAUAGAUCUUCCUUUUAAAACACAUUGAAAUGAGAAGGACCCCUUCCUUCCCAUGUCAGUAACAUACACUGACAGACCUAAAAAAACUGUCGCUGCUGACUGACAGAUGUACAGACACACAGGUGCUAUCCAGAACUAGGUCAAAUAUCAUUUGCAAUGAUCAGACAUUUCCAAGUCCACUUAUCAUUCUAUUUCAGCAACUGUAUGUUGUUGGUAUCUACCAACUCCUGAGGGAAAUCUCUGUCCCUUUAGCUGCCACAUUCUCCACUCUGUUUUAUGAACAGGAAGCAUUGGGGGAAUUUUUCGAGUUUUUUGCUGAAAACAGCUGCUGCAGCAAAGAAAAUACCAAGAACAGUGAGGCUAGUGAAUCAAAUCAGGAAAACCAAAGAAACUAGAUGAAACUGAAGCCAAGCGGAGCCACAGAUUUAAGCCCCCCUUUUCACAUGUUGUUUUCAUGCUGUCAUUUGAUUGAGUUAUCUUAAAAAAUGUGUUGAAUUGGGGCCGUCUUGUCAUAUUUGCAUUAGUUAAGGAUGGUGACAAUCAAUUAUUGUUUUCAUAUUCAAUUCAAUUCAGUUUAUUUGUAUAGCCCAUUUUCACAAAUAAAAAAUGUGUCUCAGA
Molecule: messenger RNA, 4866 nt
Organism: Pseudoliparis swirei
Lineage: Eukaryota; Metazoa; Chordata; Actinopteri; Perciformes; Liparidae
Gene: wdr54
Product: WD repeat domain 54
Exons: 9
Coding region: 514-1524 (336 amino acids)
Biological process (GO): ubiquitin recycling; proteasome-mediated ubiquitin-dependent protein catabolic process
Cellular component (GO): nucleus; cytoplasm
Molecular function (GO): ubiquitin binding
Source: RefSeq, a predicted model, not a curated record